AUGCUUGCAGUCUCUCCCUUCAACUUCACUGUGAUUGGUGGAAACCUCCCGGGUGCCCUGGCGCUCAUUGAGAACAUUGUCAUCUGGAAGCCCUUGCGGAUGGCAAUGUACUCAAACUAUCUCAUCUACAAGAUCCUCGAGGUGAUCAACUUGCCCCACUUUGUGGUGCUGCACUUCACCGGCAGCAUGGCUGUGUUCAAGAAGUUGUGGAAGAACAUCACAGGCAAUUUGGACAAAUCUAAGGGCUACCUGAGGAUCAUUGGCAAGAUGGGUGGGAAGAACUUCCACCUGGUGCAUUCGAGUGUCAAGAAAUGCUCUGCCCUCUUGCAUCUCUACGUGUCCUCUUCUGUUUGGCCUGGGAGCUCCAGGUUCAAGGACCAACUACUUCAAGAGAAGGUUGGGCCUCCUUCAGAUUUUACUGCCUUCAUGGGACCCAUCAGGUGA
Gloeophyllum trabeum ATCC 11539 is the source of this 444-nucleotide messenger RNA. RefSeq lists its product as uncharacterized. Gene Ontology annotation, cellular component: mitochondrial matrix. The record is from RefSeq and is a predicted model, not a curated record. The transcript is spliced from 3 exons. Gene Ontology annotation, molecular function: L-glutamate gamma-semialdehyde dehydrogenase (NAD+) activity. Bases 1 to 444 code for a protein of 147 amino acids. NCBI's taxonomy places the organism in Eukaryota, Fungi, Basidiomycota, Agaricomycetes, Gloeophyllales, Gloeophyllaceae.